This is a messenger RNA of Salmo salar (Atlantic salmon), 4027 nucleotides long. Its product is annotated as neuropeptide FF receptor 1. Gene Ontology annotation, cellular component: plasma membrane. Gene Ontology annotation, molecular function: peptide binding; neuropeptide receptor activity. Gene Ontology annotation, biological process: G protein-coupled receptor signaling pathway; cellular response to hormone stimulus. NCBI's taxonomy places the organism in Eukaryota, Metazoa, Chordata, Actinopteri, Salmoniformes, Salmonidae. The record is from RefSeq and is a predicted model, not a curated record.
ACUGUUCUCCUGGUCUAAUAAGAGGAGUUCAAGAUGGAGGACACAUUGGAACUUCAAUUGACCACUACUCUUUACAUGACCUCUGAACUUAUACUCUCAACAAAUCUCACUAACCUGACACACUGCACCAACACCAACUCCAGCUGCACCUUCUCUAGCAUCAAGCUCUCCCCUUACUACCAACACUCUCUGGCCAUAGCAGCCAGCUUUACCCUAGCCUACCUGUUCAUCUUCAUGCCAUGCAUGGUGGGUAAUUGCCUGGUGUGCCUCAUUGUGGUUAAGAACCGUCACAUGCGGACAGUCACCAACCUCUUCAUUCUCAACCUGGCUAUCAGUGACCUGCUGGUGGGCAUCUUCUGCAUCCCGACUACGCUGGUGGACAACCUCAUCACAGGCUGGCCCUUUAGCAAUGCAGUGUGUAAGUUAAGUGGCCUGGUACAGGGGAUAUCAGUGGCUGCAUCUGUCUUCACCUUGGUUGCCAUCGCUGUGGACAGAUUCCGCUGUAUUGUUUACCCCUUUAAGCCCAAGCUAACCCUUCUUGUUGCUAAGGCAACUAUAGGGCUGGUGUGGGCUCUUGCACUGGUGAUCAUGCUUCCGUCGGCUGUGAUGCUGACGGUGGAUCAAGAGAAGGGUCACUUCAUGGUAUCCAGUGACAACAAAAUCUACCCUCUCUACUACUGCUAUGAGACCUGGCCUGACCCUGAGAUGAGGAAAGUUUACACCAUGGUCCUGUUCACACACAUCUACCUGAUGCCCUUAGCUCUUAUCAUGAUCAUGUAUGGCUGCAUCGGAGCCAAACUUUCUGCUACAGCUGUUCUGUCCAGCAGUGGGCACCCAGAUAUCAAGUCCCCUAUCUCCCAGAGGAAGGUCAAGGUGGUUAAAAUGCUAAUCAUAGUGGCUCUCCUCUUCAUGCUGUCCUGGCUGCCACUCUGGACCCUGAUGCUACUCACAGACUAUGCCAGACCUGAAGGGGACCAGCUGGACCUUCUGACAGGCUACAUCUUCCCCUUCUCCCACUGGCUGGCCUUCUCCAACUCCAGCAUCAACCCCAUCAUCUAUGGCUACUUCAAUGAAAACUUUAAGAAGGGCUUCCAGGCUGCCUGUCGUUCUGGAUCCUGUUGCAGCGUGGUGCCUCAGGAGCAGGCGGUGAGCAAGGAUCAGCAGGGCUGCAAGGCCAGAAGCACCCGGGACACAGCCCUCAGCGCCAACCCUCUCACUAUCCGGGGGGUGAGAAACCGCAUCCACACCGACAGCGACCUGACGGUCUGCGUGUGUCUAGAGAUGGAGCAGAGGAAGGCAGAGUGCUCGGCCGAGGCGGGAGGCUGGCAGGGCUCAGGGGCAGAGGGAAGUAACAGUAACGGUGGAGUGUCAAUUAAAAGGGGUGUUCAUGCGGAGGAUGUCGAUGGACUCUCUCCAAUGGGGGUUGCUGUGUGUCAGGCGUGGGAGCAUUGAAAGUCAGUGGGGUGGACAACAACAGUGGGGUAUACAACGACAGUGGGGUGGACAACAACAGUGGGGUGGACAACAACAGUGGGGUGGACAACAGUGGGGUGGACAACAGUGGGGUGGACAACAACAGUGGGGUGUAUACAUGGUGAGGUUGGAGAAUGAACAGGUUGGAGAUAAGAGGGUAUUGUCAUGACAUUUUACUGUGAAAGAGCUCUUUCCACCUGACUGUAAUGCUAGAUGUGUCCUAUAUAGGAGCAGAGACCAGAGACCCAUUAUAAUAUAAUACAUGUGAGGGAAGAAUAAAGUGAACCACCUCCAUUUCUGUCCUCCAGCUCAGCUUACUGUCCUCCAGCUCAGCUUACUGUCCUCCAGCUCAGCUUACUGCCCUCCAGCUCAGCUUACUGUCCUCCAGCUCAGCUUACUGUCCUCCAGCUCAGCUUACUGUCCUCCAGCUCAGCUUACUGUCCUCCAGCUCAGCUUACUCUCCUCCAGCUCAGCUUACUCUCCUCCAGCUACAGAGUUGUUCGCUACAAGUUGCUUAGAUAAAUAAUGGUCUAGGGAAAUCUUUAGGUAAUGUAGGAGGACAUUCAUAUGUUACUACUAACUGGGUAUUACUGACAUUCAUUACCCAUUUGAGUUGACCUUAUGGCUGAUAUCCAAUACACUCCCCCAGAGAGCCAAGAAAGAGUUGGCCACAAAAAAAGACAAUGGAGAUCACAUUUUCACAUGGAAAUAGCACGUUGUUUGAUUUCUUCUGGUCAAGAAAAGACAUUCCAUGAUAGCAACAUUUCUUUGAGUUAAACUAUACAAAUUCUGUUCACAAUGUUUGCUGUUACUUACUGCAUGAAUAUUGAUGUGUUGUGAACCAAAUAUGAAACCAUGUGUUUGAUGUAUUUGAUACAAUUCCACCAAUUCCGCUCCAGCCAUUACCAUGAGCCCGUCCUCCCCAAUUAAGAUGCCGCCAACCUCCUGUGCACAGAGGUACUGCAGGGGGUCCGCGACCAGAUCAAAUGUUUUGCAUUUUAUAGAUUUGUAUAUGAAUAUUACCUACAACAACACAUUAAACACAUUUUAGGGAUUCGUGAAAUACGUUUAGAGGGUGUAAUACUAUACAAUGUUGCAUUAUUAAUCUAAAAUUGAUGUUCUUAAUAACAUUAUGAAUCUACAAUUUAGGUUCUUAACCCUGGGCAACAUAGGCCUGGGGAGGCUUACAGGGAUGUUGGUAUCCACUGUACUCCACCAAUUAUAGCAUUUUCAACUCAAUACUUCUUGUAGUCCUCCAAUUUUGGGGGGGACAUAAAUGCACUGUAAUUUAAGCUUUAAAACUGCAACGUUUUCUCUCUGCCUCAUGACAACGUGUAGAAUUUCAGGAUAUUAGCUUUAAAGCUGCAGCAACAAAAAAUCUCUCUGCCCAUGACUAAAUGUGCAGAAUUGCAGGAAAUUUGUUGAAAACUGCUAAAUGUUCUCUACAAUGUCAAGAGGUGGGCCUUUAAAAUGUUCCUUUACAGGGCCGGAGACUUGUUUUUUUUCUUCCAUGCACUGCCAAAGUCAGAGUAAUUAUUUACUUGAGUUGUAUUCUGAUUAUGAGGGGUCCCUGACGAAUUUGCUAUCACAAAAUGGGUCCGCGGACCCAAAAGGUUUGAGAACCCUUGCAUUAACAGGUGGCUUGCAAACUUGAAUUAUAAACAGGUUGAUGUUGGUGUGGACUGUGUAUGAAUACAGAUCAAAGUGUUGUGUUUACAAUGUGAAAAACGUAUUUAUCUGUGUUUGUGAUUGUCAGUAUAUUUUUGUGUAUUUAUUUUUGCAGCUUCUGCAGAAUGUUGCUUUAACUAUUGGAGUAGUAAAAUAGGGUCACACUUAUUUGGAUAGUCCAGAUAGCAUCUACAGAUAGUUUGUUGAUAAUAUGACCAUCUAUUGAUAAGCAGCUACUAGGUAAGGUUACAGUUAGUGUUAGUUUUAGAAUAAGUGUAAGGGUUAAGGUUAGAGUGAGUAGGUACUUAGUUGAAAUGUACUGAUAUUCUGUAAAGCAUCUACCAAUGUACUAUCCAAAUAAUGUGUAACCUAAAAUAGUGCAAGACAAUGAUGUGGUUGUAUAUAGUAUAGAAGUGAUCUUGAAAUACUUUUGCAUUACCAGAUUGCAGUUUGUCCAUGGACUGUUCUAGAUAAGUAUGUUUCGUAGCUUUCAGUUUAAAUAGGACUGAUAUCCACCUCACAGAGUUUCGAGCUAUUUGUAAUAAUUGUGUCAUGUUAGAUAUUGUCCUUAGGUCCUGCUUUGGUUGUUAAGUGGAAAUUGUUGUUAAAUGGUCUUCUUGUAUAAAGUGUUAUCAGGUGAAGCUUUGAUGGAAAUUUGAGUGAAGAUAUCCAAAUUACAAAAACUACUCCCUUUUCUUCUAUACUAAGACAGACUGUACUGCAUGUGGAUGUUUUUGUUUCAGAAUAGUCCCCAUCCUCUCAUCGUAUUCAUCCCAUCAAAUGUUAUUUUCCUGUUGAUUGCUCGUUAGUGCAUGUGGUAUGGAGAUAGCUCCAAUUAGUUCCUUUUCAAGUCAAAUCCCUAAAUCAGAAACAGAAGGUAAUAACU